ACGUCGCUGCCCUUUCCGGUGGUCGCCAGCGCAGCACAUCGGCUGCUUGGCAGACGGCGUUGUAAGCUGGAACAAAGAUCUCCCCACACUUACACAACGUAUGCUUGAACUUUCGCUUUUGCGCUGUUGCAGAGCUGCGUCCAAGCGAUGGAGACUGUUUCAGAGGUGGCAUCCACAGACCUGCCUUCAGUGGUGGCGACGCAGGGACUCACCUGCUUCAGCCUCGGUGCGGCCGUGCUGCUCGCGCGCCAGCAGGUGCGCCACAACAAUUACCCGAGCGCCCCCGGUGGACCGCGGUUCACGUUGCUCGAUGUCGCCCAGACGAUUUUGGCGUUGUGCUCAGCGGUGCUCGCCUUCAUGAAGGGCAUUUACGUGCUGGAAGGCAAGUGGUCACUCGAGUUCAUGAACACGUCGACACUGCGGUUGGCUACUUCGGCAUUUGCCAUGGCGGCAACAUUUGUCACCUUGUUGCUGGUCUUUCUGGGCAGGCUUCGCCGUACCCUUCCACCGUCGGGCCUCUGCUGCGCCCUCUAUGGGGCACUGACCGUCGCUGCUGUGGUUGACAUGGUUCGUUUCCUCGAGAGGAUUCAUAACGCAGAGGAUAUCCACAUAAACGACGUGGAACUUCGGCGGCCGGUAAUACUGGUUAGCGUUUUGCUAACUUUUACCACAGUCGGGAACUUUGUCAUCGCCGGCCUCCAGGACACCGUGUUCGCCAAGACAGCCAGCGUCAAGAUACCGCCUGGUCCGAAGAACGAAGAUGACAUGUCGCCCUUUGGAAAGAUUAUUGUGGCUGCGUUGUUCCCCCUUUUUCGAGAGCAGCUCCGUGGAAGCAAAGACAUGGACUCCGCAUUUCCAGAGCUCAGGCGUGGAAUGAGGUGCAAGGAUUUGGUGACGUACCUCAACACCUGCAUCACACGCGGAAAGAAGGACGUCAUCCGUCGUCGCGUCUUCAUCAAGUCCAUGAUCAGCGUCCUCUGGGUGGACGUGGUUCGAGUCACCGUCUGCACCUUGGCCUACUACGGUUGCCUCUUCGUCAGGGUUCCAGCACUUGAGCUGCUGAUGGCCAGCUCCACCCAGGGAGACAUGAUAGCGGCGGCCAUCUUGUUUAUGGCGGUCAGCGCGGCGGAAUACCUUGUCUCGGUCUACCACAUGGACAUAGUCAUCGUGUUUGGCUGCCGCAUGCGAGCCAUGAUUCAAGGGGCCAUCUUUAACAAGGCCGUCCACAUGCCGGCGACCAUGAGGAGCGCUUACCCCACAGGCUCGGUUGUGUCCCUGCUGGCCGUGGACUGCGGCACGCUCGCCUUGAGCAUGAUGGUGUUCCCCAUGCCCCUCGGUGGACUGAUCACUCUACCCGUGGCGCUCUGGCUCCUGGCCGAGAGAGCGGGCACCUACCCCACGCUCUGCUGCCUGGCCUGGGUUCUGGUCGUCUUCGCGAUGCCGUUCUGCGCCUUUCGGUUCCAGAAGAAGUUCUGGCAACGUCAAAUGAAAGCCCGUGAGGAGCGCAUUAAAAGUCUGUCGGACCUGUUCGCAUCCAUCCGAACGGUGAAGAUGUACGCCUGGGAAGAGGCCCUGCAGGAGACGGUGCAGCGUCUGCGCAACGUCGAGCUCUCGUGGCUCUUCCGGGCGAACCUGCUGGACGGCGUGCUUGAUUCUGUUUACACGGCCUCCACUUCUGUGCUGACGAUCAUCCUCUUCUCGGCGUUGUACUUUCUGGAGCCCCACAAGCAGCUGACGCCAGAGCUGUCCUUCUCGUGCCUGUACCUCGUGUUCGUGACGGAGUUGACGCUCGCCUCGACGGCGCUGAUCUUCAGGAAUGGACGACAGGUAGCUUUGGGUCUCGGACGCAUAUCAGAGUUCUGCACUGAGAUGGAUCAAGAAGAACACAAGGAGAAGGCUACCUGCGACAUCUACAGAAAGGCAGGGCACGUGAACCUGAGGAAAUGCGGCUUCUCGUGGAGCAGUCCGAAGGAGGAAAACAAGCAGGAGCACCUGAGGUCCGUCAACCUCGACGUGCGGCCGGGAUCCCUGGUGGGCGUCGUCGGCUUCGUGGGCAGCGGCAAGUCAUCGCUCCUGUCGGGGAUCCUAGGAGAGAUGCCCUGCACGGUGGGGCGGGUCGUUUGCACGGGUCGCGUCGCAUACGUGCCGCAGCUCGCCCAUGUGCACAACAUGACAGUUCGCGACAACAUACUGUACGGGAAAGCAAUGGACGAUGACUUCUAUGACGAAGUGAUCGCCUGCUGCAAACUCAUCGACGACCUCAAUCGACUCCCUGCUGGAGACCUGACGGAGAUCGGCGAGAAGGGCGGCAACCUGAGUGGCGGCCAGAAGCAGCGUAUCUCACUCGCCCGCGCAGUGUACAGCAACAGCGACGUGUACCUCCUCGACGACCCACUGAGCGCUUUGGACGCCGUGGUUGGCAACAGCAUCUUCCAGGCCGUCAUCGGAAACACAGGCAUGCUCGGCAACAAGACCCGCAUAAUGGUGUGCAACCAAGGCAGCUACCUGCGCUACAUGGACAAGGUGGUGUUGGUGCACGGCGGAAGCAUCCGCGUCUACACCAACGUGGACGACCUGCUCGCAGACCCGGACGCGCCGGAGACGCUCAAGGACACAGCACGAGCCGAAGCCUUGCACUCGUGCGGCGACGAAGGUGCCGAGUCUAAGGGAGGUCAAGAGAACGAAUCGGCGGGCCGUGUCACUGAAAAAGAGCAACAAGGUUCGAACAAGUCGGCGUCCAGCAUCCUGUGGGCCCUGGUGCGGCUGUCCGGCUGGCAAGCCAUGGUGGCUCUCGCGGUGUUCGCGUUGAGCGCGACGCUCCUUGCGCUUCAGCAGCUGUGGAUCAAGGUGUGGACGGACGUGUCAUCGGCCCACGACGAAGAGACGUCGGAGCACGACGACGACGCCGCCCUCGAGGCGCACCGGACUUCCUGGGUAGCGGUGCUGAUUGGACUGUGCAUCUUCGACGUGUUCUGCCGCAUAGUCGGGGGCCUCCUGCUGGCGGCCAGCAGCCGCUGCCUCUCGGGGCGUCUGCACGGCGCCAUGCUGGAGCACGUGCUGGGCAGUUCGGUGUCGCUGUUCGACUCGUCGCCCCGGGGCCGAAUCCUGAACCGGUUCUCGGCUGACAUGGACUUCGUGGACUCGCGCACCUUCUUGAGCGGCAAGCAGAGCGUGCAGAGCGUCCUCUUCACCGCGGCCAAGGUGGUCGUCAUCGCCACCCAGUCGCCCAACGUGCUCGCCGUCGGCGUGAUCACCGUGCUCAUCGUCUUCUUCGGACUGAGGCUGUCCGUGAGUGCGUCCUACCGGGCGCGCUUCUUUGAGAGCGUGGUGCUGUCGCGGCUCCUGGCGCACGUGACCGAGACACUGGAGUGCCUGAGCAGCCUGCGAGCCUAUGGCGUGGUGCGGCGUGCCUGCGAUCGCUUCUGCCGCCUGGCGGACGCCAACACGCGCGGAUACUCUGCCUUCUGCGACACUUACAAGUUCACGCGCGUCAUCACCGCCACGUGCGGCUUCGUCGUAGUGCUCGCCACGCUACUGCUCAACGUCGUCUUCGUCGACAAGUGGGACUCGAGCCGCAUCGGCCUCGCCAUGAGCUCGGCGUCGUCGGUGCCGCUUGCGAUGAUGUACCUGUGCGUGCUCCUCUUCAACAUGCUCCAGAUGGUUGUCAGCUUCGAGCGGUGCCUCGAGUACUCGCUGCUUCCAAAAGAGCUCGACGUAACGGAAGACUUGACCGAAGAGAAGAAGGAUGCUCUAUUGAGCUCCCUCUCAGACUGGCCCUCCGAUGGCGCAGUCGAGUUCAAAGGCUACUCAGCCUCGUAUCGACCAGGAAUCCUGCCUAACGUGUUGAGCAACGUCACCUUCACCGUGCUGCCCAUGGAGAAGGUGGGAGUGGUAGGCAGGACCGGUGCCGGAAAGUCCUCGCUCGUGCUGGCGCUGCUGCGAGUGCUGAGGCCAUCGGAGGGACGGAUACUCAUCGAUGGUGUCGACAUCGCGGAUGUUCCGCUGAAGAAACUCCGAAGCAGCAUUACCGUCAUUCCGCAGGAUCCAAGCCUACUGAGAGGCACGCUGCGAACUAACCUGGACCCCACAAACUCCUAUUCGGAUGAGCAAAUUUGGAAAGUGCUGGGUCAGGCGCACUUGGUCAACAUGGUGACAAGCCACUCCAAGAAACUGCUGCUGGAGACCGGCGAUGGUGGAUCGAAUCUCAGUGUUGGCCAGAGGCAGUUGGUGUGCCUGGCGAGAGCGCUGCUGCGAAACACCCGGCUGUUGCUGCUGGACGAAGCGACGUCGCAGAUGGAUGGCGACACGGACAGCCUCAUCCAGAGGACACUCAGGGAGAGCUUCGCCAAGUGCACCCUGUUCACCAUCGCGCACCGGCUGCACACAGUGCUAGACUACGACAAGAUACUGCUCAUGGAAGAUGGCAGAGUACUAGAGUUCGGCGCAGUGUCGACGCUGCUGGACGACCCGGGCUCUGCGUUCCACGCCCUGGCCUUCGAGGCUGGCGUUCUCUCUGGAGAAGAUGUGUCCAGCACGAGCACUACGGCGCUGUGACCUUGAAUAAUAUUAUACUGACAAAUAGAGCGCGGUACAGGGGCAGUAAUUACUCGACGAAAGGAAAGGCCUCGCAAAUUAGGGGAGAAAAAAAGCGCGUGUGUCUUUUGUUGGGUACCUUUCAUAUCGAAUAAUUAUUUCUAGGGCAAGCUAGCACUUUUUCUACUCACUAUACUAUUUUUAGAUAUUUAAUGGAGAUACUUAAAGACAUAUACUUUUGCGAGUUUUCCUACCGGUCCUUUGUGCUGCUUUAUAGAAUGGCAGCGCUUCGUAGUUUGCAAAUGUUUUCGUGAAAUCCUGGAAAUCUUACAUCUUUUUUGCGCACUCCAGAUGUCAGAGUACACUGCAGAUCAGGGCUGGGCUUGCAUGCCGCCCGCAGGCGACCAGCGAGCAACUUUUCAGCUUCUCGCCGCCGAGUUUAGACUUACGGCGUGUGUGGCGCUGCAAUCAGAUUAUUUAUUUAUUUAUUUAUUUAUUUAUUUCACAAUACUGUCAAUCCCGUUUGGGAUUAUUACAGGAGUGGGCAUAUGGUCAUCAAAAAGUACAGUGUGAGCAAACACUGAGCAAACAAGGAGUUAGCAUAGAAAAACAUGGACGCUUUCAUUUAUAGAGUAACACACUGGUCUUCACACAGUUGCUCUUGCAGGAGAGAAAAAAAAAUAACUAAAACACUAAGUGGUGAUUGCGAUUUCUUCUUCUAAAUGAUUGGUAAAUGUUUCUAGUGUGGGCUGGGCAGUAAUAGCAGGGUUUAAGCAGUUCCACUCUCGCACAGCUCGCGGAAAGAAUGAAAAGAAAUAAGUGUUGUUGUUACAAAGAAAUUCCUCUAGCGUGAAAGCGUGUUUAUGCCGAGUCGGUCUAGUGAGCUUGUACUUUAGAAAAGUGGCGGGAUCCAAUUUCAGUGCACUGUGUAAUACCAAGUAUAGGAAUUUCAAUCGUUGAACCUUGGCUCGAAUUUCUAGGGUAGCGAGGCCUGCGCGAGAAAGAAGUUCGGUUGGUGAAUCUGUGCGUUUGAAACGGUUAUAGAUAAAUCGGGCAGCUUUUCUUUGUAUGCGUUCCAGCGUAUGAAUUUGGUUUUUGGAAUGUGGAAACCAUACUAUGUUAGCGUAUUCGAGUGCCGGUCUGAUGAGGCUGACGUAAGCAAGCUGUUUUGUCUGGCUGGUGGAAUGCGAUAAGGUGCGUUUGAGGUAGAACAGUUUGUUCAAGGCUUUUUUAGCUACAUACUGUAUGUGCGCAUUCCAGGUGAGGUCGGAUGAGAUGAUUACGCCUAAGUAUUUAUACUGGGUGACGCUUUGUAGAAUAGUGCCGCUGAAACCGUACGGGAACUGCAGAGUUGAUUUUUUGUUUGUGACCGACAUGCAGACAGUUUUAUCAGAAUUUAUCACCAUUUGCCAGUCUGCACACCACUGCACUACCUUAUUUAGGGAUUUGUUCAGUUUUGCUUGAUCUUCGUGGUUACGCACAGUAUGAUAAAGAAUGCAGUCGUCUGCAAAGAGGCGAAUGGUGACGUCGACUUGGUUGGUUAUGUCAUCUAUGUAUAAUAAGAACAGUAGUGGGGCCAGAACUGAGCCCUGGGGAACGCCGGACAAAACAGGGACAGCAUCAGAAAGGUGAUCAUUGUAUUCGACAUAUUGGGAGCGGUUUGACAGAAAGUCAUUGAUCCAACCAACAACAGGGCCGUUACCAAGUAGGCGGUUAAGUUUUUGAAGCAAUUUAACAUGGGAAACACGAUCAAACGCUUUAGAGAAAUCCAUAAAGAUUAUGUCUACCUGUAGUUGUUCAUUAAUGUUUUGAGUUAAGUCGUGAAGGGUUUCAACGAGUUGGGUGACUGUUGAUAAACCGUUUCGAAAACCGUGCUGGUUUGAAUAGAUUAAAUUGUUUGCUUCCACGAAUUCUGUUAAGUGUUUCAAGAUUAUGUGCUCUAGUAUUUUGCAGCACGUGCAUGUUAAAGAAAUUGGCCGGUGGUUAGACAAGGAAGAUGUGUCAUCUGAUUUUGGUAUGGCAAUUAUUUUGGCAACCUUCCACUCUGCAGGAAGGCGGCUCUCACGGAGUGACUUUAAGAAAAUUAAAUGAAGAAACUUGCUUACUGGUUCUGCGUACCUUUUCAAGAAACUGUUCGGAAUUUGAUCUGGACCAUUGCUUUUCUUUUCAUCUAAAUUCAACAAGAGAGAUAAUAUGCCAGCCUGUGAUAUUUUUGGGGUGCCCAAAGUGCUUUCAUGGCAGUGGCUAGGGUCGAAGUGGUUGAGGGAACCGUUAUCGACGGUGAAAAUGGAUUGAAAGUACUUGUUAAACGCGUUAGCUUUUUGUUUACUUUCCUGAGCAUUCAUGGAGGGCACGUUAGAGCGCUUCACGCUUAGGUAGCGCCAGAAUUUUUGAGGCGAUUUCCUGAUAAAGCUGUGUAGUGAAUUAUUCAAGAAACUGUUUUUGGCACUACGUACUUUACUUUUCAAUGACGUCGUUAGCAGAGUUAUUUCCGAGUCAGUUUUUUUACACAUAUGCGACUUUCUUCUUUUCCUAAGUCUCUUUAUUUUGCGCUUCAAGUGGAUUAUAUCACGACAUAUCCAUGGACUGCGUUUUCUAGUUUUUCUUUGAACUCGUGGAACAAAGGCGUUUAUACAAUGCGUCACAAUGGCUUUAAACUCGGUCCACACCACAUCGAUAGACGACUGCUGGUCAGAAAUGAGGUCAAAAAAAUUUUGAUAAUUGAAGGCAAGGUAGGUCAUGAUAGCUGCAUCGUCUGCAUCUUUGAAUGAGAGCACUCGCUUUAUAGGACCGAGCAUUCGUACAGGACUUGGGAAUUGUAAAGAACAAAAUAUUAUCUUAUGGUCAGAUAAUCCUUCAAGGGGUUCAACGUGAACAGUAUUCUCAACGAAAUGGUCACUAAUAAACACAACAUCUAAGAGUGAACUUGAGGUACCGACUACCCUGGUUGGGAAAUCGACAAUUUGUGUCAGGUUAUAUGCUAACUGUAUAUCUGAUAUGGUGUCAAGUGUAACAUUUCCUGGUGUCAUUGAGUUCCACCUUAUGUCAGGCAAGUUAAAGUCUCCCGCCAUUAUUACUUUGCUGCCAUAGGAGAUGUGUUGUUGCAUGUAUUCUAAGAGAGAUUCCAAGAAUAGAGGCUCAGCAUCAGGCGGCCGAUAAACCGCACCAAUAUGGAAAACAUCAUUGUGGCCAUAUGAUGAGAAAAACUACUAUUUUCUCGCCAAGCACAAUACACGACAGAAGCUCUGGCGGCGUCGGGCACAUCAAACCCAAAGAAUUUGCACGAACGCAAUCGAUCUACACUCUCAAAACAGUUUACAGCUUUUACGCAGUAUCUGUCCGCUACAACAAUAACUGUCAUUUGUCUACAUUGUGUUUCCUUUCGUGAAAACUAUGCACUCGCUACUUUGCUGUCGAGAAUGCUGUGUCGCGCUGAUAGCCGCAUGCCGUUCAUGGAAAGGCCGCAAGAUAUGUGACAAUUGUUGCUGUGGAACACAAACGCACCAAAGAGUACAAAAACUUUUUUUAGAAUUAUGAGUAGAUAAGAGAGCGUACAAUCACCAUGACUACCGAACGUAUCAAAGCCACGAAUUCCACGACUGCAUGGCAGCAUUCAUAUCGGAAUGGUACACGAGCUUUCCCAAUGUGUUCACGAUAUGUUUCGAUAGCGCCUGCGGCAAGACACUUUUAUUGGGUGUGCUCAUGUUAUCUUUUAACCUUUAUAAAUGUUUUCACGCAUUGAAGCGCAUUGGAAGUAGGCGUCAGCCAAGCUUAUUCGGACCUAGUGACAUUAGCACUGAGUAGGCUUCAAUGGUGCCAAGUAAAUCUCCUCGAUUGGCACCAACAAAGUUCUUCGAGGCUAUGUAAUAUAGGCCAAUGCAAUAAACAAGCCACUUUAAUUCGACACAUUUUAGAGGCCCGUAAUAACGUGACCAAGCCUUUGAGGGUCGCUUUCCUGACAAUAUGCUAGCCCGUUCCAUAGCGGUAUUACGAGGCAGGCACGAUUGCUUUUCGUUCAGUCCAACUGAUAAAACUGCAAUGUUUUGUUUACGUUUCAUAGUUGAACUGAAAUGGGAGUGGCAUCUUUGUCAAUAACUUCUAGCAUUUGAUGUGGUUUUUUUUCUUUUUCAUUCCUACUUGAACAGUGCGCUUGAGAAAAUAUUCAGGAUAUGUCGACAGCCUUUUAGCACAACUUCAACUGGGAUACAGGUCAUCCAAAGAUCAGACACAAAGGAACCCACCUUUUUUACCUCCCUUUCUUGGUGACAACAAAAGGCUGCGGCUAUACAGUACAACUAGAGCUACAAGUUUCGAGAGGUGCGUAGUGUUGACCUUAACUUAGCCUUAAAGUGACCUAAGGAGAUACACCCAACUUCAUUGUCAAUCAUCCAAUUCUCAGUAAUAGCUUACUUGUUGUGGUAUAAUAUAGACAUUUCUUGUCAAUCCUCUAAAUGCCAAGCAUAGCAGAAGUGUCUGGUUUUGCUGAUGAUUCUCAUAGUCAUUUACUGUACAUCCAAACUGGCAAUCAGCAAUCCGGGAUGCCUUACUUUCACCCGGUUCUGGCUUAGGUGAAGUAGCGCGUACAAACUACUUAACUUUUGUUCGACAAGCAACAGCAGUGUUUAUUUGCAGAACUGGAGUUUAAAUUAAAGCACAUACGUUGACGUCAUGAACAUAGUAAACAGAAUUUUCUUGUCAUGCGUGUACCUCAAGAUUUGCAAAACGUGACACGUCGCCACCUUUUGUUGGGGCAGCACACUUGGGCAUAUCACACUAGCUGACAAUUAGUUUCAAAAACCAGCAAGCAAGCCACUACAGAGAUCCCUUCGUUUGCCCAGAACCAUAUUUUUUGCGAGAAUAUGGUGAAAUGACAAGGAAAUGAAAGGUAAUAUAUUUCAGAACCCAUCACUGCUAUAAUAUUAUACGUACGCGAGGUUUCGCAGAUUUAAAAAUAUCGCAGGGUGAACAGGAAUGAAAGUAUUGUUCAGUGUACGUGAGAAAAUCUUUUUUGUUGCACUCUACUCUUGUAUAUGUAACACUUAUAUAUAUAAUGCUCUUAUGUAUAACAAAUAAUAAAAGCUGGUGGU
Dermacentor albipictus is the source of this 9620-nucleotide messenger RNA. RefSeq names its product multidrug resistance protein mrp-7-like. Gene Ontology annotation, molecular function: ATP binding; ATP hydrolysis activity; ABC-type transporter activity. Lineage: Eukaryota; Metazoa; Arthropoda; Arachnida; Ixodida; Ixodidae. Gene Ontology annotation, cellular component: membrane. The record is from RefSeq and is a predicted model, not a curated record. Gene Ontology annotation, biological process: transmembrane transport.